Molecule: messenger RNA, 1446 nt
Organism: Callorhinchus milii (elephant shark)
Lineage: Eukaryota; Metazoa; Chordata; Chondrichthyes; Chimaeriformes; Callorhinchidae
Product: nesprin-2-like
Exons: 10
Coding region: 22-1446 (474 amino acids)
Source: RefSeq, a predicted model, not a curated record
ACACACAGUGGAGCAGAGGGAAUGUCACUGACACACAGCAGAGCAAAGGGAAUGUCACUCACAUGCCCCGAGGCCAGGAAGCUGCUGAAUCGCUGGGCCCGGCUGGAGGAAGCGGUGCUGGCGGUGAGAGGGAGACGGCGAGAGCAGUUGCGGGAGGUUCAGGAUUAUCUCAGAAAACAACCCUCCGUCCAGCAACCAGCGUUGGAGCCCACCCAAUUGCUUGGGGAGGAGGCCGGUGCUAUUGGGGAGAGUGUCCGUGGGGAGCCUCCGGAGCAGGAGCUGGACAGUGUCGGGGAAUGGCUGCGAGACACCAGGGCUGAGCUGCAAGCCCCGGCUUGGGAGGAUCCGGGAGAUCAACUCAAACACCAGGAGGAGCUUCAGGCUGGAGUGGGGCGGCAGUGGGAAGUGCUGGAUGCUAUGAGGGCGCGUGUCCACAGCAGCGUCUCGGAGCCACUUGCCCCUGAGCUGGAGAUCAGCAUCGAGGGCACAGCCAGUGAGCUGGAGACAGUGCAGGAGGAGUGUAAGCUGCAGGGCCUGCGGAGCAGACGGUGCCAGGGUCUGAGCAACAGCAUCAGUGCGGUGGGCAUUGGGCUCAGGGCAGUGGAGAUGGUCUUACAGCAGCGGAGCCAGAGCCUGAGUCAAGCACAAGCACAACACAAGAGAGUGUGGGCUGAGGUGGAGCAGUGGCAGGCGAUGCUGUCCCGGUUGGAUGCUGAGGUACAGGACAUGGCGGAGCAGGACCCCCAGGCCGCCCAGCAGCUCAUGGAUCGGCUGAUCCACCCUCUCCAGCUCCACCAGCGAGUGGCCCGGCAAGCCGAGCAGCGAACCUCCCUGCUCAACAAGAUACCAGGCUACCUGGAGCAGUACGAGCAGGUCACAAACUGUGCCAAGUCUUGGAUCAAGAAACACAGAGACCCUCCUUCAGCACUGCAGCGAUGCCGGCAGGGCGAGGCCAUGCUGCACGAUGUGGGGGUCAAACUGAGGGAAGUUUCCGAGAUCUACGAGAGUGAGGGCUUCGAGGCGGCGGCCAGCAGCCAGCGGGAGGAAUUGGCUGCUUUACAACAGCGGCUGAGCCUGACUCUGCCAUCCCUGGAGCAUGUGGCCAUGGAGAUCGAGGCUGUCGAGGCCGAAGUGAAAAUCAUUGAGAAAAAGAUUUCCAAAGUGCGCGCCAUCCUCUCUGCUACCGAUCUGUUUGACACGCCUGUGUCUGAGCACCUCCUGAACACACAGAUUAUUCUGGAGAACGUGGAGGAGAUGAGGCAGAUUGUUGAGGAAAUGGAGCAGUGUCGAGCCUCGUUGGGGCUUCCUCAACAUAUCAUUUCCACUAUUGCUGUGUUCGUCCAAGUUCGGGAUAUCUCUGGGGACCUGGAAGCACUGCAGGAGGUGACAGCCCAGCAGAGCAGAGUCCUGGAGGUGUUCACUGUCAGCAAAUUUACAAGAGUAUGA